Messenger RNA from Coffea eugenioides, 2006 nucleotides. RefSeq lists its product as uncharacterized. Lineage: Eukaryota; Viridiplantae; Streptophyta; Magnoliopsida; Gentianales; Rubiaceae. The record is from RefSeq and is a predicted model, not a curated record. The transcript is spliced from 8 exons. The coding region runs from base 257 to 1864 and encodes 535 amino acids.
CGUAUAGUACCGUUCCGUCUCUCUCACGGCGGCGGCACACAUUAACCCCAUCCCGUUUACGCGACCCAAUUCACAUCAAAACGGUCGCCACCUUUUUCAUUUUGCUUCUCCAACACCGUCAUCUCAGCCGUUUGAUGAUUCCGAAAUUUCCACGUCUGGAACAUCGAUGAUUAAUUUCUUUCUCUUUCUCUUGAAGAACACUCAAAUGCUGCUGUGAUGCAGAAAGCCAGAAACCCCCAAAUUGUCUCGUACCAAAAUGCGUUCUCCGUCCUCUUCCUCUUCCUCUUCUCCGCUUCACCCGCCCCAAAAGCACGCGUCUGAGUCCUUCGCCGGUGGAGCUGUAGCUGAGCGCCGCCUGCGUGAGGCCGAAGAGCGCUUGAGAGAUGCAAUCGAGGAGCUUCAACGGCGGCAACGCUCAGCGCGUGGGCUUCACCCGCCAUGCGACCAUGCGGAUGAGUCUUGUGUCGCCAACGCCAUCGGUAACCUCUGUCAGAGCUUCCUGCUCUCCUAUGGCGUUCGCGUCGGCAUUGGAAUCCUCCUCCGCGCCUUCAAGCUCGUUCGCCGUCAGUCCUAUUCUUCUCUACUUGAUCUCAAGCAACUUGUCUCAGAGAAAGAUCUUAUUGUAAGAGAAGAAGCAUGCCGAAUUGGUUUGCUUUUUGGUGGAUUUACCGGUUCCUAUCAUGCUCUUAGGUGUUUGUUAAGAAAGUUGAGGAAGAAAGAGACCCCAAUGAAUGCAAUUUUAGCAGGUUCAAUAGCAGGUUUGUCCAUAUUAGCAUUAGAUGAUUCCAGUCGGAGGCGAACACUUGCCUUGUAUCUUUUGGCUAGAGUUGCGCAGUGUGCGUAUAACUCUGCAAAAUCCAACAACAAGUUCCACCUCUGGGGGAGCCAUUGGGGUCAUGGAGAUUCUUUACUCUUUUCUAUUGCUUGUGCUCAGGUUAUGUAUGCUUUUGUAAUGCGUCCUGAGAGCCUGCCGAAAUCAUACCAAGAUUUUAUUCAGAAAACUGGGCCGGUUGCACAUCCUGUGUACAAAGCUGUUAGGGAAUGCUGUCGAGGUUCUCCAGUAGAUGUUGCGUCGUUGUCUUCUUACUUAUCCAGGCGAAGGGGCUCCAACAUUUUGAAGUUGGAAGAAUAUCCGUCUAUCAUACCCUGCUCUAUAAUUCAUCCAGAUACAAACUCAUGUUUAAAGCACAAUACCAAAGCAUUGACGGAUACUUUCAGGAAAACAUUUCCUUUGUACUUCUCUUUGACUUUUGUGCCAUUUGUUGUCCUACGCCUACAAAAGUUUAUGGAUGCCCCAAUUCGAACCUGUUGGCAUGCUGUUACAGGAGCUGUCCGCUCAACAACUUUCUUGUCUGCUUUUGUGGGAAUCUUCCAGGCUGUCAUAUGUUUGCACAGAAAAGUGGCAGUGAAGGACCACAAGCUUGUUUAUUGGUUUGCAGGUUUGAUGUCUGGCCUUUCUGUUCUGCUGGAGAAGAAAGCUAGACGUGGAGAACUUGCAUUGUAUGUUCUUCCACGAGCUGGGGAUUCUUUGUGGUAUAUUUUAGUGAACCGACAUUUGCUGCCUUACCUAAAGAAUGCUGAGGUAGCUCUCUUCUGUUUAUGUAUGGGUGGAAUAAUGUACUACCUAGAACAUGAACCAGACACCAUGGCUCCGUUCCUCAGGGGUUUGAUUCGGCGUUUCCUUGCCAGCAGAAUCAGCAACCCAGGUCCCUCAUCAAAUCGCAGUGCUUCUUAUAACUACUUGCAAAGUCUUGAUGCCAUGAAUAAGCCAAAAGUGCUUGAGAAUCACGAGGCUGAAACUUCGACAUCAACUUCACUUCCUGCUUCAGAGAAAUACAAUCUGGAAUCUAUACCUGGACUCUGAGUUUAAUUUAAAUUGCUCAUGCAAUACCUAUAGCUAAAGCUCAACUUUGCCUAUUGAUUCAUUGGAUUUUUUUAUUUAAAACCCGCAUGGUUCUGCUCAUUCUGUGUUCAGCCUGUAGGGGGAAUCAAUGGUGUUCUUUAUC